AUGGAUGCCAAUGGAGAAUCUCAAGAACUAUCUAUAAAAGAUGAAUAUCAACUAUGGCGUAAAAACUGUAGAUAUAUGUAUGAAUUCGUUAGUGAAACAGCAUUAACCUGGCCAUCAUUAACAAUUCAAUGGCUUCCAAAUCAUACAACAGAAAAUGGAGUAAUUAAUACAAAGUUAUUACUUGGAACACAUACAUCAGGAAAUGAUUCAAAUUAUUUAAAAAUAGCAGAAACUCAAAUAUCUGCUGGUGGGAAAGCAAAUUCCAGAAUAAAAAUUAUUAAAAAGUUUGAAAAUCAAGAAGAAAUAUGUAGAGCAAGAUACAUGCCUCAAAAUCCAACGAUAGUGGGGACCAUAAAUGGAGCUGGUGGUGUUGAUUUAUAUAAUAUUGAAAGCGAUGAACGGGGUAGCUUUUCACAUUUUCAACCUCAUUCAGAUAAUGGAUAUGGAUUAUCUUGGAACCCAAUAACAAAAGGACUCUUAUUGACAGCGUCUGAUGACAAAACGGUUUGUGUGAGUGAUACAAACAAGGAAAACGAACAAAUAUUUAAAAAAGAAGGAGAUGAUAUCUUUAAUGAUGCUAAAUGGCAUUUUUUUGACAACAAUAUAUUUGCAUCAGCAUCAGAAGAUGAACAUUUAUACAUAUAUGACUUAAGAUCACCGGAUAAAGUAUCGAAGUUUUACUCCAAAAACUCAAAAGGUAUCAAUUCAGUUGCUUUUUCUCCUUUUUCACAUAAUUUAUUAGCUAUAGGAAACACUAAUUCAAAUAUAGGAAUACUAGAUCUUAGAAAUUUGAAAUUAUUACAUACAAUGAUGGGUCAUACAGAAGGUAUAACUAGUUUAGAAUUCUCACCUCACAAGGAUGGUAUACUAGCAUCAGGAAGUCAAGAUAGAAGACUAAUUGUUUGGGAUUUAUUUAAAAUCGGAGAAGAACAACAACAAGAAGAUGCUGAAGAUGGAUGUCCAGAAUUAUUCAUGAUGCAUGCUGGUCAUACAGCAGGUGUGACUGACUUAUCUUGGUGUCCUUUCAAAGAAUGGACAAUUGGAUCUGUUGCUGAUGAUAAUAUUGUUCAUUUAUGGGAAAUUAAUAAAAGCUUGAUAAAUACUGAAGAAGCUGAUGUUGAUGCCGAUUUCUUGGAAUAG
Messenger RNA from Lodderomyces pseudojiufengensis, 1140 nucleotides. It is a transcript of the gene HAT2, whose product is annotated as Hat2p. Gene Ontology annotation, biological process: regulation of gene expression. The record is from RefSeq and is a predicted model, not a curated record. Gene Ontology annotation, cellular component: cytoplasm; nucleus; Rpd3L complex. Lineage: Eukaryota; Fungi; Ascomycota; Pichiomycetes; Serinales; Debaryomycetaceae. The transcript has a single exon. Bases 1 to 1140 code for a protein of 379 amino acids. Gene Ontology annotation, molecular function: histone binding.